This is a messenger RNA of Seriola dumerili (greater amberjack), 1687 nucleotides long. Its product is annotated as insulin-like growth factor-binding protein complex acid labile subunit. The record is from RefSeq and is a predicted model, not a curated record. Lineage: Eukaryota; Metazoa; Chordata; Actinopteri; Carangiformes; Carangidae. Gene Ontology annotation, cellular component: extracellular matrix. The coding region runs from base 1 to 1044 and encodes 347 amino acids. Gene Ontology annotation, molecular function: protein binding. The transcript has a single exon.
AUGAAGGAGUUCAUCUUUCUCCUGCUGGUGGUGACGGAGGCGUCCUCCAGGUUUCACGACUGUCGAGGAGAUCUCAAGUUCACCAUCUGCUCUCUGGCUCUCUUCACUCAGCUGCCCAGCAGAGUGGCCCCCAGCACCGAGCUGCUCGACCUGUCCGACAACCACAUCUCCGUCAUCCCCAAACACUCCUUCAGCAAGAACCGCAGACUCAGAGUCCUGUUGCUGCAGAACAACAACAUCAGUGUGGUGGAGGACGGCGCUUUCUCUCAGCUGGAGUUCUUGCAGAAACUGGACUUGAGCUGGAACCAGAUCUCCACCCUGACUGAGGGUUUCUCCAUCGGCCUGGCUUUGCUGCGGGAGCUGACGCUCGCCCACAACCGCCUGACCAGCCUGGACAGCCUGAGCUUCGUGCACCUGGACGGCCUGCAGAGGUUAAACCUGACCAGCAACGCCAUCUCCACCAUCCAGGUGAGGUCGUUCUCCUCCAUGAGCACGCUGCGGCAGCUCCACCUGGAGGACAACCAGCUGACAUUUCUGCGGAGCGGCAUCUUCUCCAUGCUGCGCUCCCUGGAGGUCCUCAACCUGGCCGGAAAUCAGAUCAGCGAGAUGGAAGAGUCUGUCUUCAAGCCGCUCGUCAGCAUGACUCUGCUCAACCUGGCCGACAACCAGCUGGCCACCAUCUCCUUCAAGACGUUCCAGAACAUCCACACCUACAGCACCCACAUCCUGCUGGAGGGGAACUCCUGGAACUGCGACUGCGACCUGCAGAGACUCUUCCGGAAGCUGCGCAGCAUCCAGAGGCUCUUCCUGGACGACUACUACAACCUCACCUGCAAGGCGCCGCCUGUCCUCCGUGACUACCGGCUGAUGGAGGUGGACACGGAGCUGUGCAUUGCCGAGACGGUCACCGUGCUCAUCAUCACCGCCACCGUGGUGGUCACCGUGCUGGCCGCCAUGUUGAUGGGCGAGAGGAAGAGGAAGAAGAAGAAGAAGGGGAAGCACUGGACGCAGCAGGGAGAGCUUUCAGAUGAGUCGGACUACUGAAACACAUCCUCCUCUUCCUCCUCUGAAACAUAUCACACUUUCUUUCUGUCCUUUUUAUUCUCCUUAUUUUAAGGAACUCGGUUGUUACUUAAUUCCCAUUCGAACAUCUGCACGCCUGGAAAGAGAUUUGGGAUUCUGCCGUUCAUUUUGUCGGAUUUCCACUGGAAGGAUUUCCCAUCUGCUUCGCACCAAAAAGCCUCGAAAAGCUUUCUGUAAAACACAACAUCUGCUUCAUGAUAAACACUUUUAGAUUUUUUUGAAUUGCAUCACAUUUGUCAAGAUUUAAUCCCCUAAUUUUACUCGUACCUGAAUAAAAAAGGGUUAUUUUCUCAUCUAAAACAUUUGGACGGCAAAAAUUAUUUUUAUGAGUGAAUGAGAUGAAGUUGAAGCGGUGGUUGUGGGUUGUUAAUGUUCCUCUAAACAUGGAAAAGCAUUAAAUGGGAUGUUGUGACAUUCAAUUGUAUAAAGUUUCUCAUUUAAGACAAAUGUUUUCCCAUAUUUUCAUAUUUUCCAGUAGAAAAUGUUUUUCAGUACAGAGCACGUCAGCAGUUUACACUGAAGUCUACAGCAACCCCUGCAGGUAAAACGAUUUAUUGCACCGAAAAUCAUGAUAUGACUAUUAAUUUUCCUGUAGCACCAGAUG